AUGUGCCGAUAUGGAGUUUUCCACCACACUGCAUUAUCAUAUCAUCCUCAAGCAAAUGACCAAGUGGAAGUAUCGAAUCAGGAAAUAAAGAGUAUACUUGAGAAGACUGUGAAUACGUCGAGGAAAGACUGGUCAAAGAGGUUUGAUGAAUCCUUAUGGGCAUAUAGAACUGCUUUCAAAACACAAAUACGGAUAUCACCAUAUCUCUUGGUAUUUGGGAAGGCUUGUCAUCUUCCUGUGGAGCUUGAACAUAGGGCAUAUUGGGCUGUGAAAAAGCCAAAUGUAGAUUUGUAUAAAGCUGGACAGAAAAGGCUCAUGGACCUGAAUGAGCUAGAAGAGUUCCGCAACGAGGCUUAUAAAAAUGCAAAAAUCUAUAAGGAGAAGACGUAG
Molecule: messenger RNA, 390 nt
Organism: Humulus lupulus (European hop)
Lineage: Eukaryota; Viridiplantae; Streptophyta; Magnoliopsida; Rosales; Cannabaceae
Exons: 1
Coding region: 1-390 (129 amino acids)
Molecular function (GO): nucleic acid binding
Source: RefSeq, a predicted model, not a curated record